Messenger RNA from Cydia strobilella, 1108 nucleotides. Its product is annotated as serine protease snake-like. The record is from RefSeq and is a predicted model, not a curated record. The transcript has a single exon. Gene Ontology annotation, biological process: proteolysis. Gene Ontology annotation, molecular function: serine-type endopeptidase activity. Lineage: Eukaryota; Metazoa; Arthropoda; Insecta; Lepidoptera; Tortricidae. The coding region runs from base 88 to 1020 and encodes 310 amino acids.
UUGGAAACGCUUAGAUUACUUUAAAAUUAAAAGCAUUCACUUUAAAAAUCAGUGAUAACGCAGCCUUCAUACGCUACACACGUCGCGAUGGAGAUAUUACACAUAUUUAAUGCGAAAAUAACUCUUAUUACCAUCGUAAUAUGGACAGAAGUGGACGCAGUUGGUGAAAAAGCGCAAGAAGCUUGCAAAGACUAUGGGAAAACGAUGCUGGAAUGCCACAAUGUGUACUAUCCAACGUCCAGAGUAAGAGUGCCGAUAGAUUUGUUGCUUUACCCCCAUAUGGUAUUAGUAGGGUUUCGAAAACCUGGCAAGGAACAUGAUGAACCAGCGUGGAGGUGUGGGGGAUCCAUGAUCAGUGUCGACUGGGUGCUGACGGCUGCCCAUUGUGCUGAAGACCCCACAAGCGGACCAGCGUCAGUUCUCCGAAUAGGCACAGCUACUUUUGAGUUUGAUGAAGCUACAGAAUUAGAGCAAGAGAGAGAAGUAGCGAAGAUCAUCGUCCAUCCUGACUUUAAACCUCCUUCUAAAUACCAUGAUAUAGCUUUAAUGAAAGCUAAUCAACCUUUUGUUUUAAACAGGCAUUUAAGAAUCGCAUGUUUACCGACAAGCGAAGAAAUACCAGAAUUAAAACUAACGGCAAUUGGUUUUGGUACAACGUCAUCGGGGUCAGCGAAGGGCAGUCAAACGUUGAUGAAAGUAGAUGUAGAUAUAGUGGAAAAUUCAAUUUGUAAUAAAUCUAUGAAGUUCAUGAUAAAAAGAAAGAUUAUAGCUGACGGGAUUACUGACAAUCAAUUAUGUGCUGGAGAUUAUUUACAUGGAGGGAAGGAUACAUGUCAAGGGGAUUCUGGUGGACCUCUUCAGUAUAUGUCGGACAGAGUGGAUUGUGAGAAAACUUUUCCCCUCCAUACUGUGGUGGGGGUUACCAGCUUUGGAAGGGAUUGUGGGAGGAGAAUGGCUCCGGGGGUGUACACUAGGGUGUGGAGGUAUAUAGAGUGGAUAGAGGGUAUUGUUUGGCCGUAAUAGAUUAUUAAGUGUAAGGUUAAAGAAAACAUGUUGCCGUGGGACUAUCAGCUGUUCGGAUUUAUAGUGAUGAAAAUAUUGCCGACAC